UUAAUAAAGAUGCCGAGUGCCCGAGAGCUCAUGAUGCAGAAAAUUGCUGAAAAGAAAGCUGAGCUUAGAAGAAAGCAGCUAGAGCAAUUGGCUAAUCCUACAGAUAUCGCUAAAGGAGAAAACUCGACUGACUUCGGAACAAGCAGGGAACCCAAGAAAAUCGCAGGCCUCGACCUUUCUAAGUAUGAAGACCUUGGCACUGAGGAGAAGAAAAUACCUGAUCUGAGCCAGAAUGAUGGCAAAUCCAUGAUUUUUGACUUCAACCCUGAAGAAGAAGAGAGAUUGACUCAAGACGAAAUCACUGAGUUAGAGACAGCUUUAGCUGAGAAGACCAAAAUCGCUGAAGAGAAAUUCAAAAUAGUUCCUCUAGACAAGAUUGACGAAAACACCCAGAAGGAUUUGUUUGAUGGGCUCAACCAAAGGUGUGAUUAUUUUGACAGUAAAAUCUCCAAAGCAACAAGGAAAUGUAUUGAUAAAAAUCUUGAGAGUAAAUUCAAAGACCUGGUCAAUGAAAUAUCUGCUAUUGAGUACAAGUCAAAGUACUCUAUUUGGCCAGAACUUGAGCAAUGCCAAGUAAAUAGGCAUAUCCAGAAUGAACCUGAAGUUUCCAACCCAGGCUUUAUUAAGAAGACAAUUGAUUUUUAUAAAAUUGAUGAGAUUGGAAGCAAUUUUGAUAAAAAGAUAUUCGAUCCUCAUUCAGUUGCUCAAAGCGAGGAAGAUUACUUCGAAAAUUUGAACAAAUUAGAAAAACAAGCUCAAUUUGUCCCAAAGAUAGAGAAACCAGCAAGUUUGAACCCAGGCUUGUUACCCUUAAAUCCAUAUGGAGGGACUAAUAACCAAUCUAUUCCUGUAUUCAAUUCUGCACAGGCCCUAACAGGCAACAACACUUACGACGAUCCUAAAUUCCAAAGCUUUAUUGCUCAAAGAGAGAAGGAGGCCAAAAUGGCCAAUAGUUUAAAGGAAGAAUUCUAAAAUUCAAGUAAUU
Molecule: messenger RNA, 985 nt
Organism: Moneuplotes crassus
Lineage: Eukaryota; Ciliophora; Spirotrichea; Euplotida; Euplotidae
Source: the annotation of a GenBank genome assembly